UAAGUGUGCCCAUGCAACAGGCAAGUACCUUGGAAAUUUCUCAAAGUGGUCUGGGGUAGCAGUAUCACACGGGAUUGACUGAACUCAAAGACAACAAGGUGGCUUAUUAGGUGUAAAUCUACAUCUGAUGAUGGUCAAGUAUGCGACAGUACGCCAUCAUUACCUAGGAGACUCCAAGCCACCCAAGAGCGACAUCGAAAUCCAGGUCUAAAGUGUCACAACAAAGCCAGCCUUCUCCCCCACAAGCGCGCGGCAGCGAGCAGGAACACAUCUCACGUCUUAUCGAGGACAGAGCUUGUGCACGAAUACUUUACGCCGCAAGUUCAGUUGAUUGGACCUCGCGUCAGCAACUACGUCAGUCCAUGGACCCUGAAAAAGUGUCGCGUGUGACGCGAAAAUCUCCCCCACCUUUUUAACAGGGCGCCUCACCGCGCGUCAAACCACGUUUCCCACCGCGACACCUGCUGCAGCACGAGGCACAAGAGAGACCCCACGUCGCGCCACUGAACCUCGAGGCCAAACUCAGGGGCGGACCUGGAGGGGACACACGAUGUUGAUUGGAAUCUGCGGAGGCAUCUGCUCGGGCAAGAAGACGGUGGCCCAGUAUCUGGUCGAGCACCAUGGCUUCAAGCAUCUCUAUCUCGAGCAGGCCAGUCCAGCCGAGUCCCCAUCUAGCAACGACGGGUGCUCGUCACCGCCUCCACCAGAAGCCUUUGACGGCGCCCUGACAUCGAGCGCCCUCACCACCACCUCCCCCAACUCCGCGCCCAAGAACCAUACUUCGCGAUCGACCUCGUCGCUGGCACUGCACCCGCGGCCGUCGGCGGCCCCGCCGCAGCACCACACCUUUGCGUCCCCAGAGGCGCUACUCGAGUUCGUCACCAAGCGCUGGCGCAGCCGCUUCGUCACCACCGACAUCCCCACCGAGGCCGUCCUCGACGUCUUCGUGCGGCGGCCCUUCUUCCUGCUGCUGUCCGUCGAUGCGCCCCUGACGGUCCGCUAUCGGCGCUUCCAGCGGCGCGGGCAGCGGCCCGGUGACGCCGACGUGGGCCUCGAGGACUUUGUCGCGCGCAGCGACGCGCACCUGUACGACGCGCACGAGGGCUUCCAGCCGCUCAUCUCGCGCGCGUCGGUGCGGCUGCUCAACACGUCGAGCUCCCUGGCGCACCUCUACGCGACGCUCGGCAAGCUCGACAUCCCGAACCCGGACCGCCUGCGGCCCGGCUGGGACACGUACUUCAUGGCCCUUGCGUCGCUCGCCGCCCAGCGCUCCAACUGCAUGAAGCGCCGCGUCGGGUGCGUCCUCGUCGGCCGCGAGCGCCGCGUCAUCAGCACCGGCUACAACGGCACCCCGCGCGGCAUCCGCAACUGCGCCGACGGCGGCUGCCCGCGGUGCAACGACGGGAGCGGCUCUGGUGUCGGUCUCGCCACUUGUCUGUGCAUCCACGCCGAGGAGAACGCCCUGCUCGAGGCCGGCCGUGAGCGAAUCCGGGACGGCGCCGUGCUCUACUGCGACACGUGCCCCUGCCUGACCUGCAGCAUCAAGAUCUGCCAGGUCGGCAUCAGCGAGGUCGUCUACGCGCAGGGGUACAGCAUGGACAGGGAGACGGCUGCCGUCUUUAGCCAGGCGGGCGUCAAGCUGCGGCAGUUCAUCCCGGUGCGUUUAACUCUUGACCAACCUUUACCCCCCACCCCCCUCAACGCGUGCUGACCCCCGAUUGCAGCCGCCCAAUGGGCUGAUUCAUCUUGAAAAGAUGGAGUUUUACUGAUGAUACAUUGCCAUGUCGUGCAGGGAGUGUAAGCGUAAUGAGGCAUCGUUAUGUACCUAGGCCAGACGACACAUAUGCAUAGCAGGGGUGGUAUAAACCCCAGGAAUUGAGUGGCAUGAAAAUGU
Purpureocillium takamizusanense is the source of this 1894-nucleotide messenger RNA. RefSeq names its product dCMP deaminase (gene DCD1). Bases 551 to 1711 code for a protein of 386 amino acids. The transcript is spliced from 2 exons. Gene Ontology annotation, molecular function: hydrolase activity; zinc ion binding. Lineage: Eukaryota; Fungi; Ascomycota; Sordariomycetes; Hypocreales; Ophiocordycipitaceae. The record is from RefSeq and is a predicted model, not a curated record.